AUGGACCAAAGUUUACCAAAAUGUCUCACUUUUUUCAAUCGAGAGAGUGGAUGGAUCGACAUAUUGAUACAGAAAAAAAUUCAUCUUAUCAAGAGCUUAACACUUUAUUGUGUCCAUGUGCUCGGUGCAAGAAUCGGAAGCAACGCGAUGCAAGGACUGUAUCUCGCCAUCUCUUUAAAGUGGGAUUUAAAGGGAAUUACUAUGUCUGGUCGAGCCAUGGUGAAAGUUGUUACGAUGUUGGUGAUUCUUGAACGGCUGGUUAUUUUACCGGGGAAGCAGAGCAAGCAACAUAUUUAUCAGUUCCGGCUGAUGCAUACGAGCAUUAUCCAAAUGCAAAUGUGA
Thlaspi arvense is the source of this 342-nucleotide messenger RNA. The record is from the annotation of a GenBank genome assembly. NCBI's taxonomy places the organism in Eukaryota, Viridiplantae, Streptophyta, Magnoliopsida, Brassicales, Brassicaceae.